CGGAGGUGCGAGCUGUAAUGAGAUUGGAAAAGUGCAUUUAUCUAUUUACUGGCUUCCCACUCCGUGUCAUGGAUUCGUAGGCGACAGCUGCAUAGUUUAGUCCGGCGAUUAGAUUUUAGAUAUUAAACCAAUUUUAGGGACGGAUUUAUUUAUUUUCUUAAUCGGCGGAUUUUCUUUUUGGAUUUGAGAAGAUGGUUAUUCGUGUGUUCAUCGCCUCCUCCUCUGCCUCUAUUGCGAUCAAGAAGCGACAACAAGAUGUGGUGGGAUUCUUGGAGUCUAACAAGAUUGAAUUUGAAGAGAUUGAUAUAACAAUGUUGGAAGACCAGAGACUGUGGAUGUACCACAACAUCCCUCAAGAGAAGCAGCCUGCUAAAGGAAACCCACUCCCACCUCAGAUAUUCAACAAUGAUGCAUAUUGUGGAGAUUAUGAUGCGUUCUUUGAAUCGAAGGAAAACAAUACAGUCGCCACGUUUUUUGGUUUGAAACCAAAAUCUACAUCACAGGAUUCUGAAGCAUAGUUCCUUGAAGACCCGCCUGUAUCCCAAAUGGUUUGCCUUGUGUAGAGCUGGCUCUAAGCUUGGCUACUCAUUAUCAGAACACUUCAGCAGAAUAAAUGCCUCAUGUUAUGUCGUUGACCCUCGCUUCAUAUCCCAGCUUAUCACAAUAAAACCUCUUUGCUGUAAUGGUAUUAGAAGGAAAGUAUCAUUGAUCAUGUCAACUCUACACAAAACUGUCAAGUUCUUCGAUAAACUGGAUGGAUCCCGUUUGCUGCUUGCCAUCUUGCCUUAGUAAAUCGUGGUUCAUUUGAGCAGUGUUGUAUCUGUGUUCUGCCUUCACCAACACCAAAAUUGCUCCUCAAAUAUUAAAGGGACAAACUCAAGGUUAAUGUCAGUCAUGUAAUGCUUAAACGAGGACAAUCUCCUAUGUAUGCCAUACAUAUAACCAUAAGUGGUGAUUAACAGAAGAAUAGAAAGAGUUGUAUGGAUGAAUCUCUACAGAAGGGGUCUGGUGCAAAAAACAGGCUGCUGGAGGAACUCGGUGAAUCUUGCAGCAUCUGUGAAGGCAAAGGGGUAGUCGACGUUUCGGGUCAUGACCCUGCAUCACUACUCCAAGACCCUGCAUCAGUCCUGAUAAAGAGUCUAGACCGGAAACGUUGACUAUCACUUUGCCUCCGCAGAUGCUGCCUGACCCACUGAGUUCCUCCAGCAGUUUGUUUCUUUUCUCUGAAGGGGUCUGGUGUUCAAUGUGUCUUUAUGAAAAUACUUUACACUAAAAGCUGAAAGGUUUUGAGGAACUGCUGCUGUUAUUUCCAUCUCUACUGUGCAGAAAACAUGCUGAGAUCAUUGCUGGAGCAAUGCCAGUAAAUGCCUGCUGCAGUAUUGUAAUGCUAGCAAAGGCAUAAUACUAAGUCACGUGACUGGUAUGAAAGUAUUAAAAGCUUUUUGUUUUUGCUGAGAUAUUGAUUUGCCAAGUAUUUGUUAUUGUGUUUUGUAUUUAUUAUCUUUCAUGGGUCCAUACCAUGAGCUAUUAAUUGUGCUGCCCAGAAUUUCUGUCAACAGCAUCAUAUUUAAUGCAGACGGAGUAUUAUACAUCUUGCAGCAGUAGACCCAUCGUCUUAGUAAUUACAUCUCUUUUUCUGGUUGUACUCUUUAAAGUUGUAUAAUGACCUCACAAAUAUCAUGGGUGUAAAGCAGGAGGAGGGAUAUUUGGCAAAGUGACAUCAUGUGGAACUAUAAUUUAAAAGUCUCAUUGAAGAGCACUGUCCUCUACUAAAUAUGUUUACAGGACCAUAAAACUAGAAUCCUCAAGAACCAUGUCAGUCAUAUUUUAUGGGAAAAAUGUAUUUUUGGGAAAAAUAUAGUCUUUGGGGGAAAAAAAACAGAGCACAAUAAGCAAAAUGUAGGAUGGGUUAAAAUUAUUCUGCCCAGUCACAAAUCUGCAUGUACUGACCACGAAGGCAGUAAUAUUUGCAAGAGAAUGAAAUGUGUGAUUUGGUUUAUCUAAUGUGGAUUAAGUAAACAUGCACCUGAAAAACAGGAUGAUGCCAUGGAUAAUUUGUGUUUCAAGGAUUAUUUUGUCAACAUAUAACAAAUCCUAUAUCAGUUUGCUGUGUGCAGCAGGUUAUGGAGCUUAAGAGUUAAUUGUGUUUGACUUAGUGUAAUGUUUGAGCUGAGGUUUUCUCCCAACUAAUUAGUUGGAAACCAAAGCUCUUGUCCUCCAUUCCAACCAUGAACUUCAUUCCCUUGCACUUCCCUGUUGGAUCUCAAAAACAGACCAAGACUAUUCUCAGUUUCAGUGUCACUUUCGACCCCCAAAUGAGAUUUAGACCAAAUGCACAUCUCAAAGACUACUCAUUUCCACCUGAACUUGCCCCUGCUUCAGCUCAUCUAAAGGUGAAAGCCUCAUCCCUCUGUUCUUUAGCCAUCAACAAUCUAUCAAUUGCACCUUUCAAUAUUCAUGACUGAGGAUCCAGCAUUCUAAGGUAGAGAAUACAAAAGAUUCACAACCCUCUGAUUGAAAAUAUGUAUUUUUUCUCUUAUCUCAUUCCUUAUCCAGAGACCAGGCUUCCAGUUUAAGACUCUUCGCUCAGGGAAAACAUACUUUAAGCAUCUAUCAGGUCACCCCACCAAUCCUUCAAUGAAAGCACCUUGUGUACUUCUAAACUCUGGUGAAUACAUAUCCAUUCAAUGUCUCUUCAUUGGGUAAACAAAUCCCAAAAACCAAUCUAGUGAAUCUACACUGUAUUGGUUGCAAGGCAGUCUGCCCGCCCUUUGGUAUGGAGACCAGAACUGUGCUGCAGGUGUACAAAUACAGCAUGACUUCCUUUCUCUUGUACUCCAACCCACUUGCAAUAAAAGCCAAUAUACCAUAUGCCACCUUAAUUGCUGGCUGUACAAGAAUUCCUAGAUUCAUUUGUACCUCAAUGUUUAUUCAUUUCUCCCCAUUAAAAUAAAUAUGCUGCUCUUCUAUUCUUCCUACCAGAGUGGAUAAUUAAAUGUUUCUUCAUUUUAUACUCUAUCUGCCACCUUCUUACUAACUUGCUUAAUCUGUCUUUAUCCAUUUUACAGUCUUUGGAUUUGUAUCACUUAAAGGUACUGUGUAAAUGCAAAUUGUUUCAACAGUUAAGGAAAACAAUAGCAAACUUCCAUAAAUUUUAAACAUCUCCAGCUUGAUUGUAAUGGUUGCCAAUUAGUUCAGGAAAUUAGUUUACAAAUGUCACUCCCUUACGUGAAACAAAAGGGAGAAAUGCGUUUUUCUAAAAAAAAUUAGACAAGUUGACAUGUUUGAGCUUCUGCCUAUAAUUGUAUGCAGAAGUCCUACAUAUGGUAAAUAAAUGAUUUCACAAGACACUGAAACCAGACAUAUUGACAAUAAUUUAGUUAAUUUUGAAAGGAUAAUUGUACCAAAUAGCAACAUGUGUGCAUGUGGGUGCGUCCAUGUCUUGCUCAUCUUGCAACCCAUUAUCCUGUACUCUUCGUGCACACAAGUUGUUGACUGGUUCUGGCAGACAAGGUAUGAUGUAUUGAAAAAUCCCUGUCAUGUUUCUUUUCAAAUCAAAUUGUCAUUUAUAAUUUUAAUGUAUAUGUUUGAACUUCACUGUAAAAGUAUGAGCAUUAUCAAAAUGAGUUAUCAGAGGUGCAUCUUUAUUUACAUGGCCAUCUGGAGUGGGGCACAUUAAUUCCUCUGUUACGAAUGCCACAUGUGCUUUAGGUAUUUUACACAAGUCUUUGCACCAAAGGGGCUGUUUGAAUAUUGGUAAAACCUGAAGAAUGCCUUGUGUAUCAGUCAAAUGGCCUAGCUUUCUUUGGAAAACAUAUUAGGUUAUUCUGAUGUAGUGAACAGCAUUUGAUUCUGGGGUGGUUGGAAUGGAGCUCCUUUCUACCUGAUAACUGGGCAACCAAUACAAAAUCUCAGCAGAGAAGGUGCUGUUGAAUUCAAAUGACAUUUGGUAGAGAUGUAAUAUGAUUAUCAAGCCAAAUCUGUGCCAUCAAUGUGAAAAUCGUAAUGUAACCAGAAAUUUCAUUUUCUAGGAGCAUUGCUGCCUCAUAGCUUGAGUUAUCCAGGUCUGAUCUUGACCUCUGGUGCUGUCUGUGUGAAGUUUGCACUUUUUCCCUGUGAUCACAUAGCUUUCCACUGAGUGCUUCCAUUUCACCACAACCACCCGCCCCUGUCCCCGUCCCAAAGAUAUGCUGCUAGUUUAAUUGGCUAUUAAAUCAUACUUAGUGUAGGUAGGUGGAAGGAGGGAAUUGAUGGGUAUAUAAGAGAAUUCAGGUUACAGGGAGAUAAGUGGGGGCAUGGGGCUGAUUGGUAUUCUCUGAGAGCUGGCAUUGACCAGAUGGACCAAAUGGCCUCCUCAGUUGUAACGAAAUAUGAGGAAUUUUAGAAAUUUGUAUCCAGUCUGCUUAGCUUUUUCUUGUAGCUCUUUUAGUUAAGCCUCUACAUUAAUAGUACAUGUAGUGAACGCUCUGUUUUUAAACAAUACUAGCAGGUGCUCAGGAUCAUUUCAUUAAGGAGGACACUGGGUAAGUUUGACUUUAUGCAAUAGUAAAAGACAAUGGAGAUAAUCAGGACAUAUGUAAAGCAGGCUGCUUAGUCAGAAAGAUCUUUUUUUAAAUGUCACAAAAACAAAAUGGUCCCCCAUUGAGUGGAGAUCAUGCACAACUGAUUAAUCAGCUGCUUAAAGUGCUUGCAAGUCCUGAAGAGAACUAUGGCACACCUUAGCACACAUUGGAAAUAAUAUCUGCUGAGCAGACAAUUGAAGAGAUCCUCCAGGCUAUUGAUUAUUUAGGCUACUAGCCAUAUUGAACAUGAGCUGAAUUAUUUCAUUCUGAUAUGCUUUAGCUUUUCAACUUAGUACACAUAUUAAAGGAUAUAUUGCAGUUUAUUUUGCAAGCACUUCUCAUGCCACUACAGACUCAAAAGAACUCAAUAAAUCUCCAUUCAAGCACCAGAAUUAAAAAAAUUAUAGGAAUGAAACAAGUUAAAAUUCUGUGUGGAGCAAGAUGGUUCAUGCACUACUUCAAGUGUGGAUGAGUCACCUGUGGAAUGCAACACAUCAGGAUUGUGAGAGUUGAGGCCCGUAAUUUGCAGGAGUCUCCCUUUUAGCUUUGAAUUUAGCUUUGAAUGAUUUUAUCCCACAGAAUAUUUAAUCACAUCUCUUCUGAAAGUUUUCAGCCUUCAUUUAUACUUGGAAGUUAGUUCUCCACAUUUUGAGUCUUUAAGAAUGUACAUUGUCAUUAUUUGAAACAUCUGUAUAUUUGCACAUUCAAAUAUUUAUAUGAAGCCAUUGAACAGCUAUUGUUUCAUUGAGAUUGACAGAGAAAAGAUUUGUACAUUUGAGUGUAUAAUCACAGGUAUUUAUCCUGUUAUUUUUUGGGGGUUAAACAAUAACUGAUUUGCUGAGGGGGAAGUUCUCCACAGCCCUGAAAUUGGCAAUCAUCUGCACCCUGGAUCAUACCGUUUCUUCAUCUGUGAUAAAGGACAGAGUCUUCUGCUAGUAGGCUGGCUCCCAGCUCAUUGGAAUGGCCCAAGGCUUGUAAGGGCCUCUCCCAGUGCAAGCAACCAGCUGCACUGACAGAACUGUUUUAACAGCCCUAACCAUGGGGUGACCAGCUGUCAAAGCUGUUGUCUAAGUUGGAUGUUCCUGAAUGUGUUUGAUGUUCACUGACAUUCACAACCAUUGAGGACCUAUUUUAAAGAAAUAAACAGUUAAAAUUAUUGGAAGUUAAAAGACCACAUGCACAGGCGUACACUAUAAACAUUUAAAAACAUCGAAGCUAAUUAAACAAAAUACAGACUUUUACUUGCCUUUCUCCUAUUAUCAGAUUUCUCCUGUUCAUUUCCAUGAACCUGCUGUCCUUGCAGCAGUUUUCCCAGCCCUAGACUCUACCAGCAGAGCACAGGUAUUCAGUGGCCAGCUGCUGCUGAGUACAGGGUGCAGGAUAAAGCUGAUUAUGGGCGUAUCCAUCAGUCGAUCUUGCAGAAGAUUUGUCCCAAUUGCAAAUGAGCUGUGUGUGUCAUGUAUACCAACAUUAAUAAGCCUAAAUGACUAUAUUGAUCAUUUGUUACAGUACCCCUUUCAACAGUGUUAUAGCUGUUUCCAUCUAUUGAAACUAUUACCCUUUAGUUGUUCUUGUAUGUUCCAACUGACCCCUGUUCUCGAUCCAAAAUAGAUCACUCAAAAUAGAAGCUAAUUGUUAAACUUAAGUGUUAGUAUUCAUUGUAAGCAACUGGAUUUCUACUGGAUUCUAUUCUAGAUAGUAAAAAGACUUUCUAGCUCAGCACUGCCUCCCACAUUGUUCCCAUCCUCCCAGUGAGGAGUGACGAGUUGAAGAAGGCGCUGACAGCCAGAGCAUGAUGAAUCAAUUAAUCUCUAUUUAAGUCUCAACCCACCAGUGCAUUGUUGGUUUUAUAAGCUUAUAAAAUUGAGCUUCAAGCCAACUUAAUAUCUCCUUACUGUAAAAUAUUGGGUAUUAUAACAGAGGAAACAUACCAAGAUGCAAAUCAUUUUCCUUUUUGCACCUAUUAAAGUUUUUGUGUAAAAGAAUACAAGCUUUAAAUAGAGAGGCUUCUUGCAUGAACACACAGCUUAUUGCAAUACUCCCUUGCAACAAUGAAACCAUUAUGAUUAUUUAAUAAUGGCUUGCAAUUUCCUCUGUAUUUCCGCCCACAGGCGCACAAUUGGGCACAAUUACAAGUUACUUUGGGCAUGAGGCAUAAGCACAAUAAAUCAGUAUGCCUGAAACAUUUUUUUUUGUUGUCCAAUUAAUUCCCAGACUGAAUAUAUCUCUAUCUCUAAUAGUGACCAAAUUGCAGAGCCUUUGGUCAUUAUUGGUGAGUUUUUUGUAAUUGUGAGUGUUUAGGGGAAGUCUUCAAAUUAUGAGUGGGAUUUCUGAUGCGGCAGAAGUCCAUUUUUCUUUUGUGAUUGUUAGGGAUUCAGGAAUUAUAUAAUUAUGUGAAUAUAGCAGGCAUUAAUUCAAACGAGCACCAGGUCUUCAGUUCUUAAUUUAAAUUGCAAGCAGUAAUCAGUUUCAAAUUAAAAGGACAGAUUUGUAAACAAACAGUAUUUUCUCUACAGAGAACUAACCCACAGCAGGAGGCUGGCUGCUCAAGAGAUAUGGUUUGCAAACUGACAUGACCAUGAGACCUUCACAUCAGCCAAAUUGCACACCAGCCAAAUGCAAGGUGAUGGGGGUAUGUUCAUUGUCUGCAUCAAACCAGGCAUCAGACACCUUCAGCUCAGUUAUUUUGCAUCAUUGUGCUAGAGAUCAGGGAAGCUUCCUGACUAGCACAUCAAACCUGGUCAUAGGCAUAUUUGCUCUGUCUAUCAAUAAUUGGGAUAUUUGGGUAUCCAGAGAGUACACAACAGUAAUCUUGGAUGUCUGGGUUCUCUGUCCUCAGAAGGCUUUAGACCAUCCACGUAAAUUACUUUGUCCCAGCAAAGGUGUUUAAACAUUCAGAGGUGUCUUGUCAGUUACAAUGUGCUCCCAUUCUAAAUACGUAAUUCAAUGGAACCAUGAGUCAGACUCAAAAUAUUGAAGUAAAUGAUGUAAUUGUAGCUAUUGAAAUUGUGUUGAAUCACCUGCUGUUAUCUUUGUUUCUUUAGAGUAUAAAAACUCAAUAUACUUUGUUUGAGUACAGGAAAUUUUACAGAGAGGAUCUCCAAGAGAAUAUCUGCUUGUCAUGAUGAAUAAAGACCUUUUAUAAUAACCACCUUCAGUCUCUGAGUUACUCGGUUCAGCGGUCGCAACAGUGUGAUCAAUCUCUGAGUUUCUUAAAUCAGUCCUCACAGCGCAGUGUGCUGAAUUUUCUUUUUCUUUUGAAUGCAUUUUUCCAUAGUUUCAUAUGAACAUGGAAAUUAGGAGUAGGGAUGGGUCAUUUUGCCUUUCGGGCCUGCUUCACUAUUCACUACGAUUAUGGCUUAUCGUCCUCUUCAGUGCUCUGUAUCAACAUACAGCCUUCUCCCUAUAUCAAUAUAGCACAUAAAAUAGCUCUGGCAGUAAAGAUUUGUCCCCUGUUUGCCAAUCCAAAUGGCAUCAAAUUUCAGAAGAAAAGCACAAUGUGCAUCUGCUUCUAUAUUGUGUGUUCAAUUCAAGCAACACGCAACUCAAAGAUUAAUUUCUACCCCGAUGUGUCUAUUAAAGAGCAACAGAGGCUAAGUUAUUUAAUACUGAACUCCAUAUUUACAUAUAUUUCUGUUAAGCAAAUUUCCAGUGAUUUUCUUCUAUUUGUUGCCACUUCUUUUAUGAUGGCUAUAAACUUGUAAGCUUGGCAGGAAAUUAAAGGACAAUUUGACUUAGGCUAAAUAGGCAUGCAAAAAGACAUGAUUUUGUUGUACCACAACAGGAAAUUUCCAGCCUAAUAUGCCCUAUUACUAUUUAAAAACUACAUCUACAAUAGAUCCACAGAUUCCAUGUGUUCUUUAUGGAUAGAUGAAUCUGUUCAAUUGUAAUCUAUCUCAAUGAUAAAAAAAGGUUUGGUGCUAAGAAUUGUGUUGUUACGUUCUUGUCACGUUCUUGUCACUGAAGCUCUGUAACUAUCACAGUCCUACUUAAACUAGAAUGUUGGAAACAUUUUAUUCCUGCAUUAAAUAAUAAAGUUAAUUUGUGUUUGUGUCCUACUGAUGUUUACGUAGUUCCUUGUUCUAAAUGUCGAAUUCAAGGGUUUACAUUGCUUGUGGUCUUUCUGUUGUUUUCAAAUUAUGUAAUGUGAUUAUGAAAAUAUUGGCACUGUCCUUAUGUAACAUGUACUGUUGAA
Molecule: messenger RNA, 8757 nt
Organism: Pristis pectinata (smalltooth sawfish)
Lineage: Eukaryota; Metazoa; Chordata; Chondrichthyes; Rhinopristiformes; Pristidae
Gene: sh3bgrl2
Product: SH3 domain binding glutamate-rich protein like 2
Exons: 4
Coding region: 192-518 (108 amino acids)
Cellular component (GO): cytoplasm
Source: RefSeq, a predicted model, not a curated record